CCAACCAUCACUAAGAAAACACAUCACCAGCUUCCGUAGUUCAUUAACUUAGAGGCUAAUCACUCCCCAGAAAUUCAGAAAAAAAGAAUGGCAAUGCAGCUGAAGAAUGCUCUAGCCCUCAUUGCAUUGUUGUGCUUCUCAUCGAGUCUCGUCCUUUCGGUGUCAGCACAGAGCUCUGGAAUCGCAACCUUUUACACUCCGCCUUAUGUUCCUUCUGCGUGUUUCGGUUUCGAUGUGCAAGGGACAAUGAUUGCAUCGGCAAGUGAAUCGUUGUGGAACAAUGGGGCAGCAUGCGGGCAAAGAUUUGAGGUUACCUGCCUCAGCGGGACCAAUCAAGGCGUCCCUAAGCCCUGCCUUGGAAGUGGAUCUGUAACCGUGACAAUCGUCGACCGUUGCCCUGCCCCUGGCUGCCGAGGCACCAUUGAUCUGUCCCAGGAAGCAUUCGCCUCGAUCGCCGAUCCCAAUGCUGGAGCCAUUAACGUCUCCUUACAGGGGGCCUGAAGGACCAGUCAGAGACGAAGUUUAACGAAGCCAUUCUUUUAAAUCCUAAUAACGAACUUUUUCAUAGAGUUGUUCUAAUUCGAAUCCAUUCUGUCUGUCAUCUUAGUUGUAUUGUUUAUUCAUUUUGGACAUCGGUUUUGUAAUCCUUUCGAGCUAAAUAAAUCUCGAAAUCUAUAAUUCCAUCCCCACUUUGAGUGAGGUAUAAAGCUUUAUCUCUUGAAGAAACCCGUAACUGACACAUUCCAGAAAAUAGGAAAUCGUACGAGGAUAACAAAAGGCAAGUUGACCCAGUCAUCUUUCACAUAUAAUACUGCCACUUUCAGAAUCAUAAUCCAAAAUUUGCGUCAUUGACAAUCUUCU
Punica granatum (pomegranate) is the source of this 861-nucleotide messenger RNA. NCBI's taxonomy places the organism in Eukaryota, Viridiplantae, Streptophyta, Magnoliopsida, Myrtales, Lythraceae. The record is from RefSeq and is a predicted model, not a curated record.